AUGAACGAUAACUUUUGGGAGCUUGAAGUCGACGUUAAUCUCAAUGGUGUCAUCCGCGGCACGUUAUUGGCUCAAAAGUUCAUGUGCAAACAGCGAGGACACAAAGGUGGCGUCGUGGUGAACAUUGCAUCCAGUGCUAGCAUACAGCCGCAAAUCUCGACACCUAUUUACACGGCUACCAUGCACGGAAUUAUCGGUCUGACCAAAGCUUGCGGGGAUCCCUUUCAUUACCAAAACAGCAAUGUCCGAGUUUUCGCCUAUUGCCCGGGACCUAUUGAGAAAACCUCCGAGGAAGAAACGCGUGGUCGUGGUUUACCGGCAUACGAUGAGGCCAAAGAGAUGGAUAAGGCAGUGGCAACACAAAAAGCGGAGCAUGUAGCCAAAGAACUUAUUCCUUUACUGAAAAAUGCAUCAACAGGAUCCAUUUGGUUGGUAACGGAGGGUAAACCAGCGGUAGAAAUUCCUUAUACCACUUUUUAG
Molecule: messenger RNA, 480 nt
Organism: Anopheles coustani
Lineage: Eukaryota; Metazoa; Arthropoda; Insecta; Diptera; Culicidae
Product: 15-hydroxyprostaglandin dehydrogenase [NAD(+)]-like
Exons: 2
Coding region: 1-480 (159 amino acids)
Cellular component (GO): cytoplasm
Molecular function (GO): oxidoreductase activity, acting on the CH-OH group of donors, NAD or NADP as acceptor
Source: RefSeq, a predicted model, not a curated record